Messenger RNA from Funneliformis geosporum, 210 nucleotides. The record is from the annotation of a GenBank genome assembly. NCBI's taxonomy places the organism in Eukaryota, Fungi, Glomeromycota, Glomeromycetes, Glomerales, Glomeraceae.
AUGCGAAAAAACACAUUAAAAUAUAUUAAUUACCGAUCCAUUGAAUGUCAAGAAAUUAUUGUACAAAAGAGAAUUGAAUUGAUUAAAUAUAAUUUUUCUGAUAAUAUAGAAUUGAAUAAUAUAGCUGAAGAAAUUUUAAAAGAAACAAAUGAUUUAUUAGGUAAAGUACAAGAUGUAGAUAAUGAUAAUGAAGAAUUAUUGAUAUUUUGA